This is a messenger RNA of Manihot esculenta (cassava), 3285 nucleotides long. Its product is annotated as pentatricopeptide repeat-containing protein At3g04760, chloroplastic. The transcript is spliced from 3 exons. Gene Ontology annotation, molecular function: protein binding. The record is from RefSeq and is a predicted model, not a curated record. NCBI's taxonomy places the organism in Eukaryota, Viridiplantae, Streptophyta, Magnoliopsida, Malpighiales, Euphorbiaceae. The coding region runs from base 1010 to 2761 and encodes 583 amino acids.
UAGCAUUUGGAACCAUCACCAUUCACCACCCAUUUUCCAUCUUCAUCCUCAAACCAAACCCACGACAUCACUCCUUCCCUUCAUCACAACUCCAUUUUUCUCCAUAACCAGAGCCCCCUCUUUACCUGCACAGCCUCAUCCCUUCCUUCACCACCGACCGCCUCAGCACUCUAUUCUCCCUCAACACCACCCUUCUUUCACGACAGCCCCGUUAAAACCCAGUUCCAUUCAGUGCUCCAGCGACCCGCACGCAGAACCCUCAGCAAACCCAUUCUGCAACAAGAAAUCCCCAAAAAAUCUCUGAUAAUUUUCAUAUUUCAGGUUAUCUUCUCUCCGGUCACUUGCUCUUCUUCUUCUGAUUUCGUCUAUCUGUUGCCACCUUUAUUUAUCGUCGUUUUGAGAAGUUGCCAAGACAUCGAUAGCAUCCAUUUGUUCCGAAGGGUACCAACAUUUCAGGCCACCCGAAUGGAGUAUCCUUUUGUUCCCAGACAACGGCAUUACACUUAAGCAGGGAUAAAUUUCCCCUCAGUUACCUCACCAUCAGCUUUUCAGGUCAAAUUGGAGUAUUUAAUAGAAUAGAAGAAUUGCUCAAAGGAAAAAUUGUGCAUUGAAGGAAGGAGUGCAGGGGGGUUGCUUAUUGGCUCUGUUCUUAACAUGAGGGCCUGAUUUGUUCAAGGCAGUUGUUGCAAAAGCACCUUUUGUGGAUGUUCUGAUUACAACUGAAGAAUGGGAGAUAAUGUAAUGUCCAUUCUGAUCAGACUCCAGUUCCAGUUUCGCCCAUGCAGCCCCUUAUCCAUAACGAAUGUGCUGUAAUCCUAUCAAAAUCUACAUAGAGAUUUGUCUUCUGGAGCAAAAGCUAACAGCUAAAUUCUCCACUGCGAGCUCCAGCUUAUCUUUCUUCCCUUGUAGAUCUCCAGCUUCAGGUACUGCUUGAGUUUCUUUCUCUGGCUCCAUAAUCCUCUUGCAAAGUGAUCAUCCUUGAACUUUCAACACCACCAGAACCAGUAACAUGAUACUGUUUUCCAUUGAGUUUGUUCCUCAUAGCAUCCCCUUCACCACUCUACAACUUAAGCCCACUUCAAAUUCACUUCACUAUACUGCAGUUAGCUUCAUAAACCCUAAGCGGAACGAUGCUAAAAGUCUGAGAAAUCCACAAAAGGUAAGGGUUUCUGCAGAAACAAGACCAACUCAUGGCUUAUCUUUUGAUUUCAAAGAGAUUCAUCUGAUGAAACUGCUUAAUAGAUCAUUCAGGGCGGGGAAGUAUAAUGAAUCACUUUACUUUCUCGAGUGUAUGAUUGAUAAAGGCUAUAAGCCUGAUCUAAUCAUGUGCACCAAGCUUAUCAAAGGGUUUUUCAGUUCAAGAAAAAUUGAGAAGGCUACCAGAGUCAUGGAAAUUAUAGAAAGAUAUGGUAAGCCUGAUGUUUUUGCUUAUAAUGCACUGAUUAGUGGGUUCUGCAAGGCUAAUCAGAUUGAAAAUGCUAAAAAAAUCCUCGAUAGGAUGAAAAGUAAGGGAUUUUCGCCUGAUGUUGUUACUUACAAUAUAAUGAUUGGGACUUUUUGUAGCAGGGGAAAGCUUGAUUUGGCUUUGAAGGUUUUUGAAGAAUUGUUGAAAGACAAUUGCAAGCCAACUGUGAUUACAUACACAAUUUUGAUAGAAGCAACCAUUGUUCAAGGUGGAAUUGAUGAUGCUAUGAAGCUUUUGGAUGAGAUGUUAUCCAGAGGGCUUGAACCUGAUACUUUUACUUAUAAUGCAAUAGUUAGAGGGAUGUGCAAAGAAAGGGUAGUGGAUCGUGCUUUUGACCUUGUUAAGAGCUUGAAUUCAAGGGGUUGUAAGCCAGAUGUAAUCACCUACAAUAUACUGUUACGAGCACUUCUGAAUCAAGGGAAAUGGAAUGAAGGGGAAAAAUUGAUGAGUGAGAUGAUUUCAAGAGGUUGUACACCUAAUGUUGUUACUCAUAGCAUUUUGAUUGGCACUCUAUGCCGUGAUGGCAAAAGUGAAGAAGCUGUGAACUUGUUGAAGUCGAUGAAAGAAAAAGGUUUGAGGCCAGAUGCCUAUUGUUACGAUCCAUUGAUUGCUGCUUUUUGCAGAGAGGGAAAAUUAGAUUUAGCAAUCGAAUUCUUGGAUUAUAUGAUCUCAGAUGGUUGCUUGCCAGAUAUUGUGAACUACAAUACAAUAAUGGCUGGUUUGUGCAGGACAGGAAAUGCUGAUCAUGCUUUAGAAGUCUUCAAAAAGUUAGACGAAGUGGGUUGUCCUCCAAAUGUUAGUUCUUACAACACAAUGUUCAGUGCUUUGUGGAGCUCUGGAGAUAGAUAUAGAGCCUUGGGAAUGAUAUUGGAGAUGCUUAACCAAGGAAUUGAUCCAGAUGAGAUAACUUAUAAUUCACUCAUUUCAUGUUUAUGCAGAGAUGGAAUGGUGGAUGAAGCUAUUGGGCUGUUGAUCGACAUGGAAAAGGGAAGGUUCCGGCCUAAUGUUGUUAGCUAUAACAUUAUUCUUCUUGGAUUGUGCAAACUACUUAGAGUCAGUGAUGCCAUUGAAUUGCUAGCAGUAAUGAUUGAAAAGGGGUGCAGGCCAAAUGAAACCACUUACAUCUUGUUGAUUGAAGGUAUUGGCUUUUCAGGACUACGAUCCGAGGCUAUGGAGUUGGCUAAUUCCAUUCACACUAUGAAUGCUAUUUCUGAAGAUUCAUUCAAACGUCUAAAUAAGACCUUCCCUUUGCUUGAUGUUUACAAAGACCUCAAUUACUCCAAUGCAAAAGAGUAAAGACUAGUUUCUGUUUUUUCCUCUAUAUGGUUUUUGGUGUCUGGAAUCACCAAAUGCCAAAUAGGUUAAUCCAAAUCUGGUAUAGCCUUGUUCUCUGGAUGGCUCUAAAGGAAGAGAAAGCAUGUGAGUAACACUUUAGAUUGCUGAUGUCCGUGUAUUCGUUAAGAAGAAUGAUUUUGGUAAUAUGCAUAUGUUAAAAGCAUAAGUACCAGAAUGCAGAGUUCGAAAAGUAACCGGUCAGGUAGAGCAUAAAUACUACAAGGUGAUCUUCCAAUUCUCUGCUGACUAAGUAUUGUUUUUGUAUUAAAUUUUGGAUAAUAUGAGGAAAGAAGAUUCACAACUCUGUAAAAUGGCUCGGUAGAACAAAACUGUUGUACAUUACAAUUUGUUGUGAUUUUUCCUGUAAGUGCUAACCGGAGAAUUCAGAAAAUGUUUAGGCAUCAAGCUUCUGUAUCUGUACCUUUCAGUUUGUAACUUAAGUGUAUUAUUGAUGUGGAAAUGAGCAAAACACUGGAAAUUACUUA